This is a messenger RNA of Syngnathoides biaculeatus (alligator pipefish), 4527 nucleotides long. RefSeq names its product MPL proto-oncogene, thrombopoietin receptor (gene mpl). Gene Ontology annotation, biological process: cytokine-mediated signaling pathway; hemopoiesis; positive regulation of cell population proliferation. The coding region runs from base 117 to 2066 and encodes 649 amino acids. Gene Ontology annotation, cellular component: external side of plasma membrane. Lineage: Eukaryota; Metazoa; Chordata; Actinopteri; Syngnathiformes; Syngnathidae. Gene Ontology annotation, molecular function: cytokine receptor activity; protein binding. The record is from RefSeq and is a predicted model, not a curated record. The transcript has 12 exons.
AACUCCCAGUAAGUCAAAACACCCUUGACAUGACAACAAACACAAGCACACACAAGCAUGUGCUGAUUUUACAGUAUCGUGGGUGAUUAUGCAAACAAUCUAAUUUGAUCAAAAUAAUGAACAACAAAAGGAGGAUACUCUUUGAAAUGUUGUUACAAGCGCUUUGUCUGCUCUGGAUAUGUUGCAAGGAUGUUUCUGACGCUCAUCUUUUACAAGAUGAUAUAUCCCUCCUAAAGGAAGAAGAGGACCCAAAAUGUUUCACAAGGACAGAAGAGGAUUUCACCUGCUUCUUUGAGACCGCAGACAAUGAGACUUGUGAUUUCUUAUACAACAUUGGAGAGAAGUCCAAGGUGAAAAGAUGUGAUUUGCUGACCCAGAGAACGACAAAAGGAAUGUUUCUCCACAUCUGCGCGUUUCCUUAUUUGGAUGUUGCCACAUAUGUUGAUAUAUACCUUCAAGUGGUGGAGCGGAAAAACAAGACCAGAAUUUACAGUCGCAUCGUCAGUGUGGAAGACCACAUUCUCCUGGAUGCCCCUUUCAAUGUGUCACUACACCAUAAUGAUAAAGCUGGAGAGCUGCGGGUUUCUUGCCUCACAAGUGUGCCGAAAUACUGGGAUGAUAAGCUACGAUACAGGAUUCGAUACACCUCCAAGGGGAGAGGAGAGCGAACAAAGGAGUGGACUGAUGACUGGGAUGACUCAGUGAUGUCUCUCAUACCUGGGGAAGAGGUCCAAGUUCAGGUUGCAGUCAAGUGUGCUAAUACUGAGAGUGCGGGGCACUGGAGCCGCUGGUCAGACGCUGUGAGGGAUGUGGCGCCACAAAGUGCAGACGACAUUUCACUAAUGUGCUUCAGCCCUAAUCUGCAAACGAUCACCUGUCAGUGGAAUAGCAGCAGAUACAGCCAACCAAAUAUUUGCAAACUUUUCAUUAAGCUGCAUCUCAGUGAAUAUUUGGGCUGGACUGAUUGGACAGAAUGUCUUCCUGACAAGAACUCGACUGACCAGUGCAGUUUUCAGGGAGAUGAGUCAGAAAAAGUCAGAGUGAAACUAACUAACGCUGCAGUUCCACUCACCAGGACAUUUUACACCCAAGAGUUCACACUGAAAAAUAUCAUUAAAACAUAUCCACCAGCUCAUCUGACAGUAUUACUGGAGAAACAUAAACUGUGCUUGAAGUGGAAAGCUCCUCUAAUGAGUUUGUCAUCCCACCUGCAAUAUGAAGUUGGCUGCCAAAUCAGAGAGACCAAAGCAUGGGUGUUGAUUUCCACCAAGGGUCCAGUAACUGCUACAUGUCUGGAGGUUCCACCGAAUAACCAGUACAGAGUGAAGGUUCGCGCUAAGCCUAAUGGAUCCAUUUAUUCUGGUCACUGGAGUGAAUGGUCAGAAGUUCUCACUGGGAAAACUCCUGCGGACAUUGACACUUUGCUUAUCACAUGCAUUCCUGUCAUGUUGCUGAUAACUGCUGUCAUCCUCCUCUCUUUGGGUUUUACUUACUUCCGCAAGCUCAAGCAAUAUUUAUGGCCACCAGUGCCGAACCUUGACAAAGUUCUUCGAGGCUUCCUGACUGAGAUCAACCUUCAGAAAUGGGAUCCUCCGGUUACUGCAAAGCCAAACUGUGAGGAAUCCACCUCUUCUCUAGUGGAAGUCAUGCCUCAGGAUGAGGUCUCAGGAUUGGGUAAGGUAUGCCAGGAAUCUGCACAGCUUCUGUCAUCACAGCAAGGCCACCACACCGGAGACCAGGAAAAGGGAAACCCUAGGAGAGAACUUAAAUUGUUUCCAGACUAUGUGACUCUGAGCAGAGAUAGUGUCAUUAAUUGUUCAACAGGAAAUAAAUAUGUCUGUGAGCAGUUUGGGGAGAUAAGAGGGCCGGGGGUGGAGGGGGAGCUUCUGUCAAAAACAUGUCACAGUUUCUGCAUGGACGAUUCUGUUUGCAUCCCCGAUUGCUUGGGCACUGACUUCCUAAACCAGUCCUACUUGGCGCUCUCCGAACAUGCAUUCAGAGUCCAUGACAAGGACACUGGCCAAAGGGGAACUAGAAACCUCUACACAAAUGUACCCUGGAGCUAAAUGUAUUGCCAGAAGCAUAUUGCCGCUGUUUUGGACCUUUUUUUUUUUCGUACACACAGUGUUCCUCCUUCACCUUUUCCACAUUCCAUGUUGCAGGCAAAUUCUACCAGCGAUCAAAUUAUCUUCCACUAACUUCUACACACAUUGUACAAAGUGUACACACAUAUUUUUUAAAGUGUAUUAGUCAUUAAUAUUUUGUUGAAUGCACUUUUGCAGAAAUUGGAACUUUCAAAGUCAUGGUCAUGCCAUACUUAUGCAUUGACUUAACAGCUGUACAUCUUCAAUUCUGUUUGACAAAUGAUAGGGGACUCUUGUUUUAAAUUUACAGUGAGAUUUUUAAUUGAAUACAUUUAUCAAUAUGGUUAUAACCUAAAGUUUGCAAAAGUGAAAAGGGAGAAUGCUUACACUAUAUGCAAGGCACAGAUCAUUCUAUCCAUUUGUUCCUAAUCAGUAACUAAUAUAAGUAAUGUGUUUUCAAAAGGAUUGAUUAUAGAUUACCAAAUGGCAGGAAUGCAAGCAUAUUAUAUAUUUGUAUGUAUACAGGAUUGUGAUCUUUUAAUAAACUGCUCAAAAAAACAAAGCCAUCCAUCCAUUUUAUGUAUCUGCAUGCAGGUCGCGGGUGUGCGGGAGCCUAUCCCAGCUAUUUUUGGGCAAGCGCCAGGGUACAUCCUCAAUAGGUCGCCGGCCGAUUGCAGGGCACAUAGAAACAAACUCAUAUUCAGACCUACGGCCAAUUUAGAGUCAACCUACUAUGCGUGUUUUUGGGAUGUGGGAGGAAGUACCCACGCAGGCACAGAGAGAACAUGCAAACUCCACAUAGGCGGGGCCAAGAUUUUAACGUAGGUCCUCAGAACUAUGUGGCAGAUGUUCUAACUAGGCAAUCCACCGUUGCGCCAAAAUAAAAACAUUUAAGAGAGACAUUGGUAAAACUCAGAUGAUUCUGUUCCAACAUCUGAGGAAAUUCCUCAUGACAAUCCAUAAUGAGGCUCAGUCGUUUGUGGCAUCCGUGUGCCUGUAAGUGUACCCUGUAAUGUCUGGCCAUGCUCCUGAUGAGCCAAGGUACAUUCUCCUGAGGGAUCCUCUCCCAAACCUGGAUCAGGGAAUUGGUGAAGUUCUGGACAGUGUGCCAGAUUAUGUCCCACAGGUGUUCAAUUGGAUUCAGGUCUGGUAAAUAGGUAGGCCAAUCCAUGGCAUCAAUGCAGGCUGACACACUCUCAGUUGUGGCUAAGCAAUGUCAAGAGAAAGUUAUGUUCCGUUGUACCAGCACAUGGUAUGACCAUGGUACCUAACGGCAGUCUGGGUCCCUCUGGCUAGAGCAUACAGCGGUGGUUUGUCCCCCCCCUAGAAUACUGCCAAAGUAUUCAUGAUGGAUGUACUUUGUGUGAACAUGCUCUCAUCCGUGAAGAGUGGGGGCAUUAUUGGUGAAUCUGCACGUCCUGUUGUACCUGGACUGUACAGUAUUAGAAAGAGGGUGCAGGCCCCACUCGCAGACAUCGGGCCCUCACACUUGUAACCACCUACUUUCACAGUCUGCUUCUGGCUUGUUGAGUAGAAGCAUUGCUGUUAGUGGCUUGCUGCAAGUCAUUUUCUAGGGCUUGGCUCCUGUUCCACUCAGAGAAGCACAUAUACCAUUCUUGUUGUUGUCUUGUUGGUUGUUGUCUUUCCGUGGUCCCCUCCAUAUCUCAACAGCAGGUGAAAUUUAUUCCCAGUCAUUGUUGCUUCAUAAAUUUGAUAUCCCAGAAGUGUGACUGAUAAGGAGUCACAUUAGUUUUUUUUUUGUUUGUUUAUUUCUAAUGAGCAUUGUAUAUCGUGUAGUGUAAAGUAUUUUCUCUAAACCCAGGUUAACGUCCAGUGUUGCGACGUUCUGUGGCCACCAGGAGGAGCAAGAUGCUUAGUUGCAAAACAGCCGUGUAUGUCGAUGAACGCCUCUGGGAAAAGAAAUACUGGCUACACAAUAUUAGGUUUUUUUCUGUUUAGUAAAUAUAAAUCGUGGUAUAAAUCGUGGUUCGAGCAGUUUAUUAAGGGCAAAAUAUACAAAUCCCAAUGCCGUGUUGUUGUUGGUUUAAAAAUGCAUCUUUUUUUUUUUUUUUUUUUUUUGGCCACUGAUGUUGUGUUGUGUGUAGUUGUGUAAGAAUUAUGUACUUUUAUUUUUUAAAUAUUUAAGUUGACACAAAAAAAUGGAUGGACAAAAUUUAAUGUGCAGGUCAUCCAUUUGUCAUAUGAAAAACGUCUUUGUAACUAGUGAAUAAAAAUGUACUCGGAAAUAUUGUGGUUUAUUUGUCACUAACAUCUCCGUUGUGCGUAUAGUAAAAUUGUAAUUUCUUGUCUGUUCCAUUGAUGACGUCAGAUUUUGGGUUUGAGAUUAGAAUUUCUUGGGUUUAAAAAACAGCAGGCAGCACAGUGGUGCAGAAGGAAAGCGUUGGCCUCACAGUUCUGAGGACCCGGGUUCAAUGCCAGCCUU